CCCAGCAUUGCCUGAUCCUUCUGCCCACUGCGAGCAGGACCGGGGGGCAGGUGUUGCCUCUGGAGGUCAGGGAAGGCACUUGAGGCCAUGAAGACACAGAUCAAAAUCAUACAGCAGAAGGUGCCGGUUACAUUCCAGGAUGUGGCUGUGGUCUUCACAGAUUCAGAAUGGAAGGGACUGAGCUCUGAGCAGAGGAACCUACACAAAGAAGUGAUGCUGGAGAAUUACAGAUAUCUGCUCUGUUGGACCGUGGGCAAGAGCAGCAAGAUGCUCCAGCACAUCGACUACAGGAUGAGGUGCAUCCUGCAAGACGGCCGCAUCUUCAUUGGCACCUUCAAGGCUUUUGACAAGCACAUGAACUUGAUCCUCUGUGACUGUGAUGAGUUCAGGAAGAUCAAGCCAAAGAACUCAAAGCAAGCAGAAAGAGAAGAGAAGCGAGUCCUCGGUCUGGUGCUGCUUCGCGGAGAGAACCUAGUCUCCAUGACUGUAGAGGGACCUCCUCCCAAAGAUACUGGCAUUGCCCGAGUGCCACUUGCUGGAGCUGCCGGGGGCCCAGGGAUUGGCAGGGCGGCCGGCAGAGGAAUCCCAGCUGGUGUUCCAAUGCCGCAGGCUCCUGCAGGACUUGCCGGGCCAGUCCGAGGGGUUGGUGGGCCGUCGCAACAGGUGAUGACCCCGCAAGGAAGAGGCACUGUGGCUGCUGCUGCUGCCGCCGCCACAGCCAGUAUUGCAGGGGCCCCAACCCAGUAUCCACCCGGCCGUGGGGGUCCUCCCCCACCUAUGGGCCGAGGGGCACCCCCUCCAGGCAUGAUGGGCCCACCACCUGGCAUGAGGCCUCCCAUGGGUCCCCCGAUGGGGAUCCCCCCUGGACGGGGAACUCCGAUGGGCAUGCCCCCUCCGGGGAUGCGGCCCCCUCCCCCGGGGAUGCGAGGCCUUCUUUGACCCUUGGCCACAGAGUUACGGAAGUAGCUCCACAGAGGCGUGGGCCCGAUUACCACAGACCUGUUUGUUUGUUAUGCCGUUGUUCUCGGAGUCUCACGGGAUUGUCUGGUUUCCCUUUCAGGGCCCCCUCCCCCGGGAAUGCGCCCACCAAGGCCCUAGACUCAUCUUGGCCCUCCUCAGCUCCCUGCCUGUUUCCCGUAAGGCUGUACAUAGUCCUUUUACUUCCUUGUGGCCUGUGAAACUAGUUUAUAAUAAACUCUUAAGAAUAUUA
This is a messenger RNA of Panthera uncia (snow leopard), 1210 nucleotides long. It is a transcript of the gene SNRPB, whose product is annotated as small nuclear ribonucleoprotein polypeptides B and B1. Gene Ontology annotation, molecular function: RNA binding. Lineage: Eukaryota; Metazoa; Chordata; Mammalia; Carnivora; Felidae. The record is from RefSeq and is a predicted model, not a curated record. The transcript is spliced from 8 exons. Gene Ontology annotation, biological process: mRNA splicing, via spliceosome; regulation of DNA-templated transcription. The coding region runs from base 88 to 939 and encodes 283 amino acids. Gene Ontology annotation, cellular component: U4 snRNP; cytoplasm; catalytic step 2 spliceosome.